Molecule: messenger RNA, 4376 nt
Organism: Argentina anserina (silverweed cinquefoil)
Lineage: Eukaryota; Viridiplantae; Streptophyta; Magnoliopsida; Rosales; Rosaceae
Exons: 1
Coding region: 2190-4064 (624 amino acids)
Biological process (GO): regulation of DNA-templated transcription
Molecular function (GO): DNA binding
Source: RefSeq, a predicted model, not a curated record
GCAAUUACUGCAGGGAGAAUGGGGGCAGCAAGGAUAUUCAGAUGAAGACAAAAAUGAAGGAUGGAAAGAGCCAUACCAAACUUUUAACAACUAAUGAGCUCACUGAAUAUCUACACUUUACUAACAACAAAUCCUUUCCUCAGGCAUAUGCUGUGCUGUAUGUAUAGAAAUUAACAGAUACAUGUGCACCAACAGAUGCAUGCAUGAAUAAGCCAUAAUAAUUAAAACUUAAGCUUCAAUAUUAAACUCAGCAUCCCAAUUAGCUUAUGAACUUUCAUGAUAAAAAAAUUUAAUUUCAGUUUACCCCCCUAAAUUUUAGGUGCAAAAUCAGUUCACUCCUUAAACUUUGAAUAUAAUCAGUAUCCCCCUUAUACUUUGAAUGAUCAUCAACUUAGGACGAAAUUUUAGUUUUUCUCUCUAAUUUUGAUUAUGAUCGGUUACAUUUCGAUAAAAAAAACUAUGAAAACAAGGUUUUAAAUCAUAUAUGCAAGAUCAAAACAUAAUUUCUAGCAAUUUUACAACAAAACUGAAACUUUGAAAUUGGAUUUCGUAACAUCAUUACCCAUAUAAUUCAUAUAAAAAUCUGAAUUUUGUUCUAAUUUGAUGUAUAUUCAAAGUAUAAGGGGGAAACUGAUUAAAAUAAAAAUUUAAAGGGUGAACUGAUUUUACGACUAAAAUUUAAGGAAGUAAACUGAAAUUAAUCCAAAAAAAAAAACUUGGGAAAAUAAUGGACAGCAAAAAGAGGAUACACAUAUAUUGUAAAAGUCACAAAUCUUCACACCAUCUGACAAGAAGGUGGGGUGGGGGAAGAGUUCCAAAUGUGAGUUCUAAACAGAAAAGGAUCCCUAAAAGGAUCUGAGAUGUAUGACUGAUUUUUUCCUACUUCUAAAUUUGUAUAAAUUACAGGACACUGGGAUAUCUUACAUUGCAGAUUACAGGACUUCUAAAAAGGAUUUAGUUUAACUUACCUUUCAGAUUACAGGCUUUCUACUUUCAUGAUAUUAACAUAAUUGCGUGAAACCCACCGUAAACCCAAACACAGAUUUCUAGAAUCUGUAGCUCCAGAGAGGACUUCCCACACCGUAAACCCAAACACACAAACACACUUUAUCUGCCUCUCAGAUUUGAGCUCUUUUGAAUUAAAUUUCAGAGGGAGACGGCCUGAAGUUUUAGUUGAACAAGAGAACUCACAAGCCAAUUUUUUUAGACGAAAGAAACAGACUUUUGAGCUAGCCAUAUUUUCAAUCUAACCAAUAUGAAAGCAAGCCACACAAGCUAACUACAAAUAUAAUCACAUCUCUUGAGCUAGCAAGUACCAAAUAUCCAAAAGAGAAACCACUUCAAAAGUUGCUGAAGGCCACAAAGCUGGCCAACCUUUAAAUGGAUCACAAAGCUCUAUUCAGUUCCAUCCAAAUAAUCCAGAAAGCACCUGAAACAAACCAUGAAUUCUCAACAACUAAAUCAUUUUGUACAACCCAAAACACCUCACCUUCAAAAAAAAUCUUUAAAACAAACCUCCACCUCAGUGGAUGCAAAACUUAACAUUGUAGAGGAAAUGCACCAAUCUGGGGAAAAGCACGUGUUGAACAUAGCAGAAACAGCCACAAUAAACAUAAUAAUCAAACAUCCCAGCGUCAAAGUUAGCAUCGUUAAACAAAAACCAUAAUGGAUGGACUAUUAGCUUAGUUUCUAGAAUGUACAGGGGCUAUCUCAAUGAUCAUUGAUCAAAAUGAUAAACAAAAUCAAAUGAAAAUUACCCAAAAACUCAAGCUUUGGCAGAGAAGUUACCCAUUUCUACAGAAUGAAUAAAAGAGAGAGAAGACGGCCGAACUGAAAUUCCAAGAGCUCCAAAGUCGAAAGAAAAGAUUAAAAGAGACAAGUCAGAAUGAGAGACUGGGCGGAGUCGUAAAUGUAUGAAGAAAUGAAGGCUAAACACAAAAGACCUGCCCCGCGGACAGAUGGCAGAAGCAGAGGGUAGCAGCGUAGAAAAGAGAGAAAAUGGAAAAUAGAGAAAUUUCCUAUCACUUUAAGGAAUGGAAUUCCUAAACGAAUGAGGUUUAGGUUUUGCAAUUGAUGUUUCCCAGUUCAAGCUCUAUCAUUUUCCCAUCACUCUAAUCUGUUCGCAAAUCCCACCAGACCCAAAAAAGCUGCUCAGAAUCCCUCCAAUUUCGAAACCCAGUCAAAAAAAAAUGGCCAACGUUCCGGUAGGUUUCCGGUUCCACCCGACCGACGAGGAGCUCAUCCGCCACUACCUCUACCUGAAGAACAAGGACAACAAGGGGGCAGAUGAGGAGGCCGCGGCGGCGGUGGUGCCGGAGUAUGACCUGUACGGCGAGGCGGAGCCGUGGGCGAUUUGGGAAGCCAACGGCGGCGCCGAUCUGUACGACCAGGACUUGUUCUUCUUUACAAAGCUCAAGAAGGUGAACCCGCACGGGACGCGGAUUAAUCGGAAGAUUGGGACGGGGACCUGGAGCGAAGGCGAGCCGUCGAGGCCGAUUUUGGUGGAGGAGAAGAACAACAAGAAGACCUCAAUCGGUCGGAAGAGGAAAUUCCGGUAUGAGAACAAGAGCUCCGGACAGCACGGGUGCUGGUACAUGGAGGAGUACAGCCUCGAGGGAAUCAGAUCGGCCGAAUACGUCAUUUGCCGGCUGCGGGAGAACAACAGAUCUGGCGGAGGCACCGGUGGGAAUAGGGAUCUGUUGGCCUUAUCGGUGGCGGCGUCUAUGGAAGCUUCCGGGCCCAUUCCGGUUGGGUUUCGGUUUCAUCCUACCGAUCAGGAGCUGAUCUGUUAUUUUCUGUACAAUAAGAACAAGGGGAAAGGCAGCCGGGGGCUGUCGCAGUUCAUGGCGGAGGUGGUCGAGGCGGAGGAGGAGAAAACUAUGGCCUUACCGGCGCCGGAGGAGCCUCCGUUGGCGACGGAGGAGGACAAAGACAACAGCAACGAGAAGAAGAACGACGAAGCGGCGGCGGCGGCGAUAUUAGCGGAGGAGGAUGAGAAGAAGAAGGAGGAGGAAGAGAAGGAGAAAAACAAGGAGGGAGAGGGGCAAGCGGCUUCUUUGCCGUUACUGGAGUACUGGAAGAACAAGGAGGAUGAGCAGAAAGGGGUGGCGGUGCCGUCAAAGGAGGCGGGGACGGAGGAGGUAGUGGCGGUGGGGGAGGAGGAGGAGGAGGUACCUAAGAAAGAGAAUCACUUUUUACAUGAGUUUGAUCUGUUUGGAAGCACAGAGCCUUGGGAGAUAUGGGAAAUGUUCAAGGGAGCUGAGUUGUGUAACCAGGACUUGUUCUUCUUUACACAAUUGAAGAAGGUGAACCCCAAGGGGUCGCGCAUUGGCCGCAAGGUUGGGUCCGGUGGUACUUGGAGCGAAGGAGAUGUCUCCAAGCCCAUCGUUGAUGACAGAACUGGAAAUCCCAUUGGCCGAAAGAGGAAGUUGAGGUAUGAGAAAGUUGGCUCCCCACACCAUGCUUGUUGGUAUUUGGAUGAGUAUAGUCUGCUUGAUGCUGAUAUUGGAGAUUAUGUAAUUUGUCGACUCCGAAAGAAUGACAAGUUAGCAGCAGCAGCAUUCGCAUCCGGUGAAGCAGCCAGCAACAGGAAGAGGAAGUCCGCUCCGUCCGCUGCUCCUACCGCUCCUGCAAAAGAAUCAAAACACCCUCCCCCUACUGCAGAAGAAUCAAUUCCCCCUCCCACAACUGCAGAGGAGUCAAAUCACCCUCCUGUGAUUGCAGAAGAAUCAAACCACCCUCCUGCGACUACAGAAGAAUCGGAUCGCCCUCCCGCGACUGCAGAAGAAUUAUAUCAUCCUACCCCAACUGCAGAAGAAUCAAAUCGCCCUCCCACAACUGCAGAAAAGUCAAAGCAUUCUUCCACCACUGCAGAAAGAUCAAAUCCGGAGGAGGAGGACUCAAACUCGUCAAGGGUAAAGCGGAGAAGAUAUACAGGGUUCACACAAGUAGAGGAAGCUGCAGCAGAUGUGUUGAUGAAUAUGGCUAACAGCACCCUCAACCACAACACAUUGAAACUCUUCGGUAUUGAAAUUGAUUCUACUCCAACUAUAGGAGGAAAAUGAAUCUUGUUAAUCUGCCUGUUUGUGCCUGCAAUAGUGCGGUUUGAUCAGGAAGGAAGAAGUAUCAGUAUUAUUUAUUUUAUGCCCCAACUUCACUAGGAAGGAACGAAGGGUCUUUUGGAGAGUGAUCACUGUUAUUUAUCUAUGCAUCAAACCCAGUUUGAGGCACUAGGCCAUCAGGACUGAGCUUUCAUUAGGAGAAAGGCCACAUGUCUUUGUAAUUUAUGUGUUGAGCAAACUUCUAAGUUAUAUUUCAUUUUGAGGGAAGUGCAUUCCCUUAUUGGAAUUUCUUUGCAUUUCAUGUCCUUUUGCUCA